This is a messenger RNA of Danaus chrysippus (African queen), 567 nucleotides long. The record is from the annotation of a GenBank genome assembly. Lineage: Eukaryota; Metazoa; Arthropoda; Insecta; Lepidoptera; Nymphalidae.
AUGGGUCCUGGACAAAGCAAUUUUGCGGUGUAUAUAUAUAUACUUUUCGGGUUUAUUGGAUGGGCUUCUGGACAGGAUUAUUAUGAAGAGCGACACAAAUACCAACUCAGAACACAAAUGGGCCACCUCACUUCAAUACCAAAGCAGUUCGAAGUGAAAGGAGAAAACGCUCUCGCAACUUUCAACAAAAAUAUACUAGAAAUCGAUGAAUUAGCAGCAAAACAGAACCUCUCAGUCAUUUAUAAAGUCAAAGUAGAUACCGUAAUUAAAAACAAGCACAAAACUCAACACAAAAGUUUCGUCAAUAAGAACAAAUCAAAAAAAUAUAAAGUACCAUUGAAAAAGAAGAACAUGAAGCUAUCGAGUUUCGAGAUGAUAUUAAGAAAACACGCCAAUGAUGUCGGAAUGAAUCAUUAUUCGAAUGACGUCACUACGACAGAAAAACAAAAGAUUAUAUACACAACGAAACCGAUGUGGGCAGGAAAAUAUAAACCAAUAGUAGGGGCUGUGAAAACAAGUUAUUCGAAAAUUGUAAGACCAGUGAAAAAUAGAAUAAUAACACUAUAA